AUGGCCUUUGAAGAGCUCCUGGAACAAGUUGGUGGCUUGGGGAAAUUCCAGACCCUUCAGGCAGUUGCCAUUCUUCCCAUUCUCAUGAUAAUAAUGUCUCAUUUAUUGUUGGAGAACUUCACUGCGGCCAUCCCGGAUCACCGCUGCUGGGUCCACAUUCUCGACAAUGAUACGGUCUCUACUAACACCACAGAGAGCUUUAGCCCAGACGCCCUCCUGAGAAUCUCCAUCCCACUGGACUCAAACCUGAAGCCAGAGAAGUGUCAGCGCUUCAUCCAUCCCCAAUGGCAGCUGCUCCAGGUGAACGGGACCUUCCCCAACAGGAACGAGGCAGGCACGGAGCCCUGUGUGGACGGCUGGGUGUACGAUCAAACUUUCUUCUCUUCCACCAUCGUGACUGAGUGGAAACUCGUAUGCGAUUAUCAGUCAUAUAAGUCAGUGGCUCAAUCUUUAUUCAUGGCUGGAAUGCUUGUGGGAGGCUUCAUAUAUGGUCAUCUCUCAGACAGAUUUGGGCGGAAGCUGGUUCUCAAAUGGAGCCUCCUGCAGCUCUCUGUCUGGGGCACCUGUGCGGCCUUCGCGCCCACCUUCCUCAUCUACGGCUCCCUGCGCUUCCUGUCAGGUUGUUCUGCUGUGUCCAUCAUGACAAAUGGCGGUUUGCUCCUUCUGGAGUGGGCAAGUUCCCGGUCUAAAGCUUUCAUGAUAACACUGAUAUUCUGUGCCUUUAGUGCUGGACAGAUGGCCCUGGGAGGGCUGGCUUUUGUGUUUCGGGAGUGGCGCACCCUGCAGCUGGUGCUGUCUGUGCCUCUCUUUGUCUUCUUUCUCUCCUCAAGGUGGCUGGUGGAGUCCGCUCGGUGGCUGAUCAUCGCCAACAAACCAGACCGGGGCUUAAAGACACUUCAGCGAGUGGCAUGCAUAAAUGGCAUGAAGAAUGCUGGAGAAGCUCUGAACAUGGAGGUUUUGAGAUCCGCCAUGCAGGAGGAGCUGGAGGCAGCAAAGAAAACACCUUCUGGGUUUGACUUGUUUCGAAUACCCAACAUGCGUAAAAGGACCCUUCUCCUGUUCUUUAUCAGAUUCGCAAACACCAUACCCUUUUAUGGCCUCAUGGUCAACCUGCAGCACUUUGGGAGAAAUAUUUUCCUGUUACAGGUCAUCUUUGGAGCUCUAACUACCUUGGCCCGAUGUCUUGCACUCUGGGCACUGAAUUACACAGGUCGUCGAUUAACCCAGACAUUUAAUUUGUUCCUGCUGGGACUUUUCAUUUUGACCAACACAUUUGUGCCUCCAGAGAUGCAGACCCUGCGAAUGACUUUGGCGUGUGUAGGAAUGAGUUUAAGUGCCUCUGCUUCAACCAGCUUCGCCGUUCAUUUGCUUGAACUCCUCCCCACUGUCCUCAGGGCAAGAGCUUUAGCAGUGGACACAAUGGCUGCGAGGAGUGGAUCAACGCUGGCCCCCCUGCUCAUGAUGCUCGUCGUGUUUCACCCCACUCUGCCCUGGAUCAUCUAUGGAGUCACCCCCAUGCCAGCUGGUCUCCUCGUCCUCCUCCUGCCUGAGACCAAGAAUCAGCCUUUGCCGGACACCAUCCAGGAUGUGGAAAAAUGCAAAAAAAUCUCAAGCAAAGGAAAUGUGAGCAAUUCCUACAUGAAAGUGACAAAAUUUUAA
Messenger RNA from Talpa occidentalis (Iberian mole), 1659 nucleotides. Its product is annotated as solute carrier family 22 member 10-like. Gene Ontology annotation, cellular component: membrane. The record is from RefSeq and is a predicted model, not a curated record. The coding region runs from base 1 to 1659 and encodes 552 amino acids. Gene Ontology annotation, biological process: transmembrane transport. Gene Ontology annotation, molecular function: transmembrane transporter activity. The transcript has 10 exons. NCBI's taxonomy places the organism in Eukaryota, Metazoa, Chordata, Mammalia, Eulipotyphla, Talpidae.